This is a messenger RNA of Ornithodoros turicata, 1099 nucleotides long. RefSeq lists its product as uncharacterized. The transcript has 4 exons. The coding region runs from base 43 to 1002 and encodes 319 amino acids. The record is from RefSeq and is a predicted model, not a curated record. NCBI's taxonomy places the organism in Eukaryota, Metazoa, Arthropoda, Arachnida, Ixodida, Argasidae.
UUCGAGAUCAGUCAAGCUUCCAGCGCAGUCACCGAAAACAGCAUGGACAGUGUAGCUGUGUUCGAGAAAGAUUUCGUCGUUGAAAGCGUCCUGGGUUUCAUGGACACAGAAGACAUCUUCAACUGCUGCGAAGUGAACCAUCUGUGGUACGCAGUUGGCCUUUCACUUCUUCGCAAGAAGCUCGUCUCGGUGCCAGUCUGUUGCGCCUCGUACACAGAUCCGAUGACGUCUUGCAGUCCAAGCUGCGGACACUCCUGCAUGGACAUAUUUUGCAAGAAGUUCGUGCGCUAUCGCAACAUCGCCCGCAUGGCAGGAAUGCGCCCUACACUAGUUUUCCUGGCUUAUCGCGAGGAUCCCGUCAGCGAUAGGAGAGUUGUGAACGCCCUACGCGGUCUGCUUCCCGCCGACUGCGUAAUCACCUACUUCAAGCUGGAGCUCGUGCGGAAUCCUGAAGGAUCGAGCAUUGUGCCCCAUGACGGGAUCAUCGGCGAGUUUAUAUUUCGCCAAGACAACGGCCCUUGGACUCCAAUGUCGCCCGCUCUCAGCUACCAGUACGCUUCGCCGGUUGACGACGACGACGACACGACAAGCCGGAGUGGUGGGGCGGUCUUUCGCAACGUGCUGCCGGGCGUCCUCAUGUUCCAGGCUCUGCACGUAACGGACAUCACACCGGUGCGGCACGCCAUCACCAGUUACUUCACAGAAGCCUUCACGAGGCGAACCAUUCAGGUAACGUCGGUGGUGAUCUUCUCCAACAUGCCCCAGGAGCGACUGUUCCCUUUCAUGCGAAGCCUGCGGAACAGUCUGGGAGCGACGACCAAUACGAUCGCCGUGGUGUUCCCGCGCAACGACGACGAGGCUCUGCCGGAGCUGGAAGCCUUCCAACGGCUAUUCCCAAAGGUGCCUGUUUUGGCCAAUCAAGCUACGUUCCACGUGGACGGUCAGUACGCCCCUAUCAGUCGACUCAAGCUCAUCCUCUUGAUCAUCAAACUGCUCGAAUGACUUCCUCACAACCACCUUCGUUCGCCACGGAACUUGUGUCACAUUUCAUAACUGCGAAUUUCGAAACUUUCGCUGAGAAUUAAAUGCAUAAAGCUCU